AGUUCUCUAGCCUCCUCACACUCUUCCUCCUGCAGCAUUUUCUCUAGCGAUCAAUAAAAAAUAUCUCAACAGUACGGGGCAGUAUUGAGCCACUUUCCGACGAUGUAUUGCCUCUCUGCUCACUGAAGAGGAGGAGCAUCCAGUCGAAUCUUCUAUUUGAAAAAGAUGGCGACCUGGCGCUGGGUCGGUUUAGGUGUACGAAACUUUCUGCGGAGAUCCUGGUCCAAAACCCCGGCCCUGCAUCGCACAGUUGGCACUGCCGCUUUGGGGACCCUUGCUGGAGGGGGUCUGUUCGUUUACUACAAUCGCCAUGCUCCGACCUGGACAUUUGUGUCCCACACCGUCCACGCAGCCGAGGAAGAUAAGGAGGCUGAAGCCCCCAUGCCUUCCAUGUCGCCGCGGCGACUGCGCUUCAACCAGUUUGCCUCCAUGAUGUACGACAUGGAGCCCUACAUGACCCCCAGAGACUUCCUCUUCUCUGUCCUGCUGGAGAUUGUGGACCGCAAACUACAGAAGAAAGUCUUGACCCAAGCGGAGGUGGAGAAAAUGAUGAACACCGCAGCACGCGCUAAGCCUGGAAACGGCUUAUUCAGGACGAUCGGAGAUGAUGGCCUGAUCUCCUACACGGAGUACCUGUUUCUGCUGACCAUCCUCACCAAGCCACGCACCGGGUUUCACAUAGCUUUCAAAAUGCUUGAUGUCGAUGGCAAUGAGCAUGUCGACAAAAAAGAGUUUCAAAAGUUGAAGAAAAUCCUUUCAAAGAGGAAAGCGAAGAAGGCUGCUGCUGAGGGUGCCACUGAGGCGGCGGUGGUGUCCACGGAGGACAAUGACGACGUGACCACUACGCUACAGGCCGUCUUCUUCGGCAGCAACGGCAAGAAGAAGCUGCAGUACAAGGAGUUCAGCAGGUUCAUGGAGGACCUGCAGGCGGAGGUGCAUGAGAUGGAGUUCCUGCAAUUCUCGCGCGGCAUGGACACCAUGAGGAGGGAGGACUUUGCAGAGUGGCUACUGCACUACACCAAUGAGGAGGACAACGAGGCCUACUGGGAGAACAUGAGGAAGAAGAUACCCACCGGACAGAGUAUCACCUUUGAGGAGUUUAAAGCCUUCUGCCUUUUCACCAACAACCUGGAGGACUUUGCCUUCACCGUCAAGAUGAUCAGCGAAGCCAAUCGGCCCAUUGGACUUGCCCAGUUCAAGAGGGCCGUGAAGAUAGCCACGGGCCACGAGCUGUCUGAGAACGUGCUGGACACCGUCUUCAAGAUCUUCGACAUGGACGGAGACAACUGCCUGAGCCACAAGGAGUUCAUCGCCGUGAUGACAGACAGGGUCCUGCGGGGACUGAGGGUGCAGCCCAACCACGGCAUCUCUGGGUACUGGCGGUGUGUGAAGAGGGAGACUCUGAAAGGAGCCCAGGAGGCGCUAGGAGAUUCGGGAAGCCCCUUUUAAACUGGACCCCAUCAGAACCAAAACCAUAUUCACAUCGCUAGUUUAAUCCAGUGCAGUCUGGGCGAUGGAGUCCGAAUCCUUCAGAUUUUCCACAUGGCAUAUGCACAUACUGCAUGUCCUCAUUGUGAAAUACAGUGUGAAAAGGACAAUCAAUGACCAGGUAGCCAGCUGCUGUCUAUAAAAAAGAAAAAAUAAGCAAUUGCUAUAUUGUUAUUGGUAUACUAUGUUGGUAUAUUUUUAAACCAGAGAAAUGUAUUGCCAUUACUUAAAACACCUGAACUAAAAUCUAAUUCACUAUGUGUGGGAUUGUGCAGAUUUAGGAUGACUUUUUGAUGCUUUGAGACACAUUUACUCCUUACAUUCACAACACAUUUACUCCUUACAUUCAC
Molecule: messenger RNA, 1838 nt
Organism: Engraulis encrasicolus (European anchovy)
Lineage: Eukaryota; Metazoa; Chordata; Actinopteri; Clupeiformes; Engraulidae
Gene: micu2
Product: mitochondrial calcium uptake 2
Exons: 12
Coding region: 166-1449 (427 amino acids)
Biological process (GO): mitochondrial calcium ion homeostasis; calcium import into the mitochondrion
Cellular component (GO): uniplex complex
Molecular function (GO): calcium ion binding
Source: RefSeq, a predicted model, not a curated record